AUGAGCCACGCAUACGACUACCACUUGGGACCUCGGACAAGAAUUCCGGGUCUUCAAUCACUUCUACCGACGGCAUCCCCGUAUUCAUUUGCCUUCAGAACUAAUCCGGCAACCACAUUCAUUCCUUCAACGAUAGGAGCAGAUGCAACCGCCCUGUCACAGUACCUUCCGUCGUUGAGUGCACUUGGUGGAGCCGUCGGCGGUCUCACCCCAUCAUCGCUCACCUCCCUUCGAUUCCCUGUCAAUAUACUCAGUAUUACGUCCGUGGUUCUGGUGUCAAAUUUAGACGAAAAUAAGGUAUCGCCCGAUGCGCUCUUCACGCUAUUCGGUGUCUAUGGUGAUGUAGUUCGUGUGAAAAUUCUCUACAACAAAAAGGAUAACGCUUUGAUACAGUACUCGGAACCACAACAAGCUCAGUCAGCAAUGCAGCAUUUGGACAAGAUUCGAUGGCACGAUCGAGUGAUUCGAGUCGCACCAUCCAAGCACAACAACGUUCAGUUACCGAAAGAGGGUCAACCAGACGCGGGUCUUACUGGAGAUUAUUCUCAUUCGACGCUACAUCGCUUUAAGAAACCAGGUAGCAAGAACUACAUGAAUAUUUAUCCACCCAGUUGCACUCUUCACCUGUCGAACAUUCCACCAAACAUCUCCGAGCAAACGCUGACAUUUGAAGCGAACGGUUUCACAGUGAAGGCGUUCAAGUUCUUCCCGAAGGAUCACAAAAUGGCGCUGUGCCAAUUGGAGGAUCAAAACGGCCAUCGACACGCUCAUCGCCAUGCACAACCAUAA
Ostertagia ostertagi is the source of this 789-nucleotide messenger RNA. Lineage: Eukaryota; Metazoa; Nematoda; Chromadorea; Rhabditida; Trichostrongylidae. The record is from the annotation of a GenBank genome assembly.